Fulvia fulva is the source of this 342-nucleotide messenger RNA. RefSeq lists its product as uncharacterized. The coding region runs from base 1 to 342 and encodes 113 amino acids. NCBI's taxonomy places the organism in Eukaryota, Fungi, Ascomycota, Dothideomycetes, Mycosphaerellales, Mycosphaerellaceae. The record is from RefSeq and is a predicted model, not a curated record. The transcript has 3 exons.
AUGUCUUCCGGCGGUUCUUCCAGAAGCCCCAAUGCACAAGACGCUCCAUCACCUCACCAGGAGAGGCUGAUAAAUUUCUGCCGCAGCCAAGGUGUUCGUGCACCCAACUUCCAGAUCGUUUCGGACCGCCGAGGUGGUCGUACGGCCUGGAGCUGCAUGGUUACAGUACACGGUCAAAACAUCCAAGCCCGCUUCUGGUACGACGGCCAGUACGUCAACAAUGCCCGCGAAGACGCGGCCGAGAAAGCUCUCCAACUGCUGGGCGUGUACCGCGCACCACCAUCUCAGCAACCAGCACACCUUCAACAACAGGCUGGCCAGAUGUAUGUGGGCAGUUCCUAG